UUCUCACCAAAACGACACAACAUAAAACACAAACCGACAACCCCACUCUCCAAAUAGCAACCACCCAUAUAUAGAAAAAUAAAAAUAAAAAAUCAAUCAAAUACCAAGUCCUUCACAUCUAUACUUAAAAACUAAAAACCCCAUCUUUUCAUCAAUACAAGUAGGUAAAAAUUGUUAGUGAAAAUUGCAAAAAUGGACCAAAAUGUGUUAGAUGAUAUUAUAACUAGGCUUCUUGAAGUAAAGGGUAAACCUGGGAAACAAGUUGUGUUGACUGAGGCUGAAAUCAAACAGUUGUGUUUGAUUUCUAAAGAGAUUUUCUUGAGACAACCUAAUUUAUUGGAACUUGAAGCACCAGUCAAGAUUUGUGGUGAUAUUCAUGGUCAAUAUUCUGAUCUUCUACGACUUUUUGAGUAUGGUGGAUUGCCUCCUCAAUCAAACUAUUUAUUUUUAGGGGAUUAUGUUGAUCGUGGCAAGCAGAGCCUAGAGACUAUAUGUCUUCUACUUGCAUACAAGAUAAGAUAUCCGGAAAACUUUUUCUUGCUUCGGGGAAAUCAUGAAUGUGCUUCCAUAAACCGCAUUUACGGAUUUUAUGAUGAAUGUAAGAGAAGAUUUAACGUUAGGUUAUGGAAAAUCUUCACAGAUUGCUUCAAUUGUCUGCCAGUUGCUGCUUUAAUAGACGAAAAGAUUCUAUGUAUGCAUGGAGGCCUCUCUCCUGAUCUGAUCCAUUUAGACCAAAUUAGAAAUCUCCAGCGCCCAACUGAUGUUCCCGAUGCUGGUUUGCUUUGUGAUUUGCUUUGGUCCGAUCCUAGUAAAGAUGUUCAAGGAUGGGGAAUGAAUGACCGGGGAGUUUCAUACACUUUUGGUGCAGAUAAAGUGACACAAUUUCUUGAGAAGCAUGAUCUGGAUCUUAUUUGCCGUGCUCACCAGGUUGUGGAGGAUGGGUAUGAGUUUUUUGCUAAUCGGCAACUUGUUACUGUAUUUUCUGCACCGAAUUAUUGUGGAGAGUUUGAUAAUGCUGGUGCUAUGAUGAGCGUAGAUGAGAAUUUAAUGUGCUCCUUUCAAAUAUUAAAACCUGCUGAAAAGAAGCCCAAAUUCAGCUUUGGAAGUACAACUACUACUAAACCUGGAUCUCCUACUGGAAUGAAGUCCUUUCUUAAUGCCAAAGUAUGAGAACCGGCUUGACGGAAAUUGAUGUUUAUUGCAGUCGUUUUUUAAUUCCAAAGCAUGAGAAGCAGCUUCACGAGGGGGAUUAAGCAAGAACUGUUAACGUGCUUGAAAUUACCGCUUUACUGCAGUCCUUUCUUAAUGCCAAAGUAUAAGAGCCAACUGCAGAAGUUGCCUCAGAAGGCUUAGAGAGAGAGAUCAAAAUUUGAUGAUCAUUUUAACCAAUGGUGGAUGUGUAAAAUAGUAUGAGAAAAUGAUGGAAAACCAUACUUGGUCAUUUUAUUUUUUGGGCUCAAAUUCAUCGUUUUAAUUUAAUUGUAAGCUAUGCAGCAUCUCUUUAUUUUGUGCAACUAAUCCAUAGCAAAUGGUAAUGGCUUCUCUCUCUUUCUCUCUA
Molecule: messenger RNA, 1558 nt
Organism: Lycium barbarum (goji berry)
Lineage: Eukaryota; Viridiplantae; Streptophyta; Magnoliopsida; Solanales; Solanaceae
Product: serine/threonine-protein phosphatase PP1-like
Exons: 4
Coding region: 193-1170 (325 amino acids)
Cellular component (GO): cytoplasm; nucleus
Molecular function (GO): protein serine/threonine phosphatase activity
Source: RefSeq, a predicted model, not a curated record